UCUGCGCAUGCGUUUGGGAGGGUUGUCCGCUAGUGAAUGUAGAAUGGUUCCUAUGGCCUGUGAUUCACACAUGGGUUGUGGGUAGGCCAGUGAAUUCUCUUGCUGUCUGCCUGCACGGAAGACUCAGAUUUCCACUCGUAUGCACGCCACGUAGCGCGUGUGUUUACUGCUUUGUUGAGGAGUAAACAAGCGACGAAAGUGAUUAUUUAUGUGUCUGGACCGAGAAUGGCGGUUCCACGAAUCGACUGGCGCAGUGGGCUGCAAUUCGCCACUUGGACCACACAUCACAUCAACUCUAUGGAAUUCGCGUUGCUGGUAUUCUAACGACAGGAGGUCCUACUUUGGAGGCGGAUUUCAACCUUUCUGAAUUCCGUGAAUUUAUUGAUACAAAUAUUGAGACAGCUAAUAACAUCAUACCAUGGACACGUCUGACAACAGGGGAGCAACUCGUCUACAACACCGAAAAUCAACAUGACCAAUCUCUCGACAUGAAGUGGAUACCUUUGGUUCAAAGUGAUGUCUUUGUGACUGAGACCUACCAAGCAUUUUCUAUCCGCUCUUUCAAUUUAUACAGCACUAAGGAACAGAGAAAUUGCAAAAAUGUGUAUUUUGGGCUGCAAUAG
Molecule: messenger RNA, 623 nt
Organism: Gryllus bimaculatus (two-spotted cricket)
Lineage: Eukaryota; Metazoa; Arthropoda; Insecta; Orthoptera; Gryllidae
Source: the annotation of a GenBank genome assembly